CCGUCUCUUCUCCGGUUAGGCGCGCGCGAAAGUAUCGGAGUGAAAUCUCACGAGCUCGCACUGGUCAAAGCGGACAGAAACUCUCCUAAAUCUUCAAACAUCUGCUAAAACAAUGUCGGACCCAAAGGAGGCACAAGAUGAUCAUGAAGCAACUCCAGAAAAUGCAGAGGACUCCAACCAUGACCCUCAAUUUGAGCCCAUCGUCUCCCUACCUGAGCAGGAUGUUAAGACCCUAGAAGAGGAUGAGGAGGAACUUUUCAAGAUGAGGGCAAAGCUGUAUCGUUUUGCCAGUGAGAACGACCCUCCCGAGUGGAAGGAGCGUGGGACGGGUGAUGUCAAACUCCUGCGACACAAAGAGAAGGGUACCAUCCGCCUUCUCAUGAGGAGAGACCGCACCCUCAAAAUCUGUGCCAACCACAACAUUAUGCCGUUGAUGGAGCUGAAGCCCAACGCAGGCAGUGACAGGGCCUGGGUGUGGAAUACACAUGCUGACUUUGCAGAUGAAAAACCCAAAGCAGAGAUGCUGGCUAUUCGAUUCCUUAAUGCAGAGAAUGCACAGAAGUUCAAGAUGAAGUUUGAUGAAUGCAAAGAAGAGACCAGAAAGUUUCUAGAAGGUAACAUGAACAGCCCUAACAAAGUGGCAGAGAAGCUGGAGGAGCUGUCUGUGAAAGAUGACAAGACAAAGAGUUCAGAGGACAAGAAAGAGGAGGUAAAGGAAGAGAAGAAAGAGAAGGCUGGUGAGGAGGAGGAGAAGAAAUGAGCCCGGAACGUCACUUCAUACGGAUGCUCCACUUGCCAUUUACCCCUUUUCUACAACAGACUCUGAAAUUGAAAAAUUGGACACUUUGUUUUUUUCUUUUUGGCCUCUUGACUUCACAAGACCUUGGUGCCACUCUUAAUGCGUCCAUUUCUCAAUCAUCAAGAUGUUGUGAGCUUUUGUCCCAUUCACAAACUCUCAUAUCGCCCUUCAUUUUCUCAUUCAUUGUGGACCAGUCGUCAGUCAUCAUGUAUUUGUGUAUUCACACGACAUGCUAUGAUACAAGGCUUGUGCUAUUGAUUGAUUCCCACAUUGGGUAACUUCUUUUGUUGUUUUUCUUUUGUACUUUAAAGAGUUAUAUUGUGAGCGUCUAGAUGAGCACUGUCUGAUAUGAGAGCGGGCUGUUUGAGUUGAUAGGGAGUAUGAGUAUCUGCGAUCUUUGACUUUUCCUAACAAUAAAGUCACAUGAGGAACAUUUGGCUUCUCUGUGGCUUGAAUUUACUAUUGUAUGACUAAAAUGAUUCAUUUUCUGUGGAGGGUUGCAUCUGUCAAAAAAAAAGACUGCUCUGAAUAACUGAAGGACGUUUUAUUAGGAGUAUGACCCUUCUAUUAUGAGUGUGACCCUCUUCUGUUUGAAUUGGAAAUCAAGAAAAUAAAGAAUGGUUGACUCUUAUCACUUGAGUGUGAAAAAAGCAGCGAGGUUUUAAAUAGUUGGAACCUGUUGUCAUAAUGCAUAUUAAGUGCUUUUUAAAAGAGAUAAGUAGGUACUGUAUCAUUUAAUGAAAUACGGUUUUCAUUCCAUGAGGGUUGUUACAACUUAAAUUCCAAGAAACAGCAUUGAUAAAGUUUUACAGGCCAUGUCUAAGGUUUAUCUUAUGUAAUACAACGACUGCAUGCACAAUAAUUUGGUCUCUUAGACAUUGUUUUGCUUUUUUUUUUAUUUUGAAUGUACAUUUUAGGAAUUUGAUGUGUUUGAACCGCACAUUUUCCACAUUCCCAGUUUGAGUAUUUUUUUAAUAAAAGCAGAAGGGUCCCUAAGUUGCAUUUGGCAUGUGAUGAAUGACUUGAAAUCUCACAUUUUAUAGUGGUUACUAAUUAUACAUCAUGUAAAAGGGUUGUAAUCAAAUUAAAGACUGAUGCUUUGUCAUA
Messenger RNA from Pimephales promelas (fathead minnow), 1906 nucleotides. It is a transcript of the gene ranbp1, whose product is annotated as RAN binding protein 1. Gene Ontology annotation, cellular component: centrosome; cytoplasm; nuclear pore. Gene Ontology annotation, molecular function: GTPase activator activity. Gene Ontology annotation, biological process: positive regulation of mitotic centrosome separation; nucleocytoplasmic transport. NCBI's taxonomy places the organism in Eukaryota, Metazoa, Chordata, Actinopteri, Cypriniformes, Leuciscidae. The record is from RefSeq and is a predicted model, not a curated record.